Effrenium voratum is the source of this 1892-nucleotide messenger RNA. The record is from the annotation of a GenBank genome assembly. NCBI's taxonomy places the organism in Eukaryota, Dinophyceae, Suessiales, Symbiodiniaceae.
UCCGUUUGGUUCUCUUUGGGCUUAACCACUGGGAGAUCAGAGAUCGUCCGAUGUCUAGCGCAAGCAAAUGAGGAGGAUGAAGCACUUCCUUCUGCUCUGCUCUUCUGGGAUAAGCUUGCUAGUAUGCUCCCGGCCCGGUGGUGUGCUAGCGACCGUCAGGCCAAGGCCCAGCUGCCCGCGGGGCAGGCUAUGCAUUUAGGUGCUACGGAGACAUUGAAAAAGCUCUGCAGCGAGGUUCUUUUCGUCGCAGAUGGGCUGCGGACUGAGCUUGAGUGUCUGGAGCAGGCUCGGGUUGAGGCUCUCUGGCGCUUGAGGAAGGAAGGCUUUCCUAGGGGUGUCGCCUCUUGUGCCUCAAGCUUUCCCGAUACCAUUGCGCAAGUAGAGCGCCUCGUAAUGUCUCGUUUCCUUGCUGAGCUCCGUGCGCUUCACAAACUUGACAGUGUUGUUUGGUUGCAUGACCACCUUUGGGUUUGCCCGUGUCCUGGCCGGGAACUCAUUGUUGCCGCCCUCUCUCAAGUGCUAGGACAGCUCGGCCUACCCGCGGACGCGGCCAAUCAUGCUUGUGUCACAUGCUCCCUUUUUGAUGAGGAAGUCGCUGUGUGAAUGGUUGAAGAUUACAACCUUGAUCUCUCCGGUAUAGUCGGGGUCAAUAACGCCGGCACCGAUGUCAAUCAUGUGCUUGGCCGCAAGGCCAGAGCGGGGGCCUGUCAGGAGCGCGCUCCCGUGCCAUCGCUGAAAUAGGAAAAGGGCCUCCUGUUGUGUUGCAACCACGGCCGGGCUCUAAAGUUAGUCCACCGCCCAAAAUCAUGCUCUCUCGAAGGAGAUCGGUUGCCAUUUCUUCCCAAACUUUGCACACCUUCUUCCGACGCACGACGAGAGGGUGACUUGCUGGCCGCAUCACUGGCAGGCAACGGUGUGGGGCAAAGCUGGCUUCACACCCCGGGGUUGCUCAGCGCUUUCCGUGCGCCGUUAAUCAACGCGGUACUAAGGCGUCGGCAAAAACAUAUGUAAACAUGUUUAAAGGACCUGUUACCGGCAACAUUCCAAGGUUCUAAACCCGCAGAAGGACGAGUGCUAUGGCGCGCUUGGGAAGAGCCUUCUUAUGUGAAGGUAGUAGGCCUUCUCCAUUAUAGCUUGGAGAGUUGCAGCGUGCGGGCGCCAACUUAGGUGGGCACGCUUGCGCAGGCCUUGCUGCGGUCUCCACAAAGGUCAGAAACCCCUCCAAGUCGUUGAUCUAAAGCUUAAAGUUUGUCACGGAGCUUUUGCCCACGGCCCGCUAAAACUUGGCCGGGUCCACGUAGGCGUUUGUGUUUCUGAACUUGUUGGGGUUCAUGCAGCAGCGGUCAAAGAUGGCGUUCUGGGUAAGCUUCACCACCUUCUUGGCAACCACGCUUUCCGCCGUCUUAAGCUGCCUACCAUGCUUACCUUGCUAAUUAAGAUUGAUGAAAAAGUCAGCCUGGUAAUGCUUCUGGCACCUGCUCCACUCCUCCAGCUAAAUGCAAGCGAAAAUUCAUUUUUAAUAAUAAGCUGGACUAAGUGCCUCUGCAACCCGAAGAAACCGCCAUUUUGCUUUAUGUACAGGAACGAUGGAGAACGUUGGCCUGUGCUGUGUAUGGUCCAAGCACGGUUCUGCCAGCUUUUAAAUUUGUGGCUAUGGAGUCUCUUGGCUUGAGUGACUUGGCGGAGCGCAACAAUGCACUAGUCGAAAUGCAUGUGCUUUUCAGAUGGUGUUAAACUCAUUGCCUUUGAUGCUCCCGCCUCUUUACGCAGGCUUUCGGGCGCGGUUGCUUUUUAUGGUUUGCCCGACGGGGCCUUAAUUGUUACACUGAUUGUCCGCUCAAUACCAAGACAUAAUUCACCCUUUGGCAUUGGGACCCACGGCGGCCGCCUUG